Messenger RNA from Carassius gibelio (silver crucian carp), 465 nucleotides. Its product is annotated as cytochrome b-c1 complex subunit 9. Gene Ontology annotation, biological process: mitochondrial electron transport, ubiquinol to cytochrome c. Lineage: Eukaryota; Metazoa; Chordata; Actinopteri; Cypriniformes; Cyprinidae. The record is from RefSeq and is a predicted model, not a curated record. The transcript is spliced from 2 exons. Bases 39 to 230 code for a protein of 63 amino acids.
GGCUCCGCCCAAUCUCCCGGAAGACUUCGUCAACCAUCAUGGCGCUCGCGAGAAGUGUCUACAAUCUGCUCUUCAGAAGAACAUCAACUUUCGCUAUAACCAUCAUGGUGGGAGCUGUGGUCUUCGAGAGGGUGUUUGAUCAGGCUGGAGAAGCGAUGUUUGACAACAUUAAUCGAGGGAAACUCUGGAAACACAUAAAACACAAUUAUGAACAGAAGGAUGAAGAAUAAUGAUGAUCUUGUGGAGCGUCCUGUUUCCUGAUGUGACCUAGUUGGACAAUCCACUGCUUUUACAGUGUGCUACAGCCGCUGUGUUUCAUCUUCCAGCCGGAUUGUCCUGGGGACAUAGACAGAGACUCUUUAAAUGUGAUGUGUCCGCUUGUCAUUGUGCUUUAUACCACAUUCUUCACCAUUUAUAAAUGUGUUGCUAACAUAAUUCUGUCUGAAUAAACCCAACGACCCAGAA